GAUUGGGUGCGGGCUAGCGGCCGAGACGCCAUGCCGUGCCGUGCCGUGCCGGGUUGCCUGUUGGCUGGCGGCGCAUUCCUGGUCUAACCUACUCCACCUUCUCCAGGAGCGAGGUGGCAAUCCUAAUGCAGUAGUAUUCGGGCAACGAGGUCCCUUAGGAUUUCUAGACUCCCGCAUUGUACCGGUGUGACAUAAGACCUCAAAAUUCUCGUAUCACCCUUGCGCGAAUUAGGAUUUUAUAAAUCUCUUCGUUGCAGGGUACGACUUAGGGUCAUCUCGUUGUCGGGAUUUAGGAUUUACAGACAUCAGUAUCACUCCGGUGUGAUUUAGGACUUUUAGACCUGAUCGUCAUUGUGGUAUGACUUAGGAUUUGUAGACGUGGUAUUGCCCUUGUGCAAUUUAGGAUUUUUGAUCCUUGCUGUUGCCAUGGCGCAAUUUAGGAUUUCAAGACCCCAAGUAUCUCCAUCAGGCGAUUCAGAAUUUCUAUACUUUGGCAUCUGCCCGGGUGCUAUUAUAUAGGAUUUUUGGAUUCCGGCAUUGCAGUGGAGGGAUUUAGGAUUAAGACUGAUAUCUCCAUGGCCGUGGCUCCAUUUAAGAUUUGUAGACCCUGGUGUCACCCAGAUGGGAUAUAGGACUUUUAGAUCCUCUCAGUGAGGCGCUUUAGGCUUUAAGACGCUGGUAUCUCAUGGGGUAAUCACGGUGGCGCAAUUUAGGAUUUCCAGACCUCUGUAGCACAUCACCGUACUGCCAUUUGGUAUUUCAAGACUCUUAACGCCGGGCGCGGUUGACGAUUUCUAGACUGCAACUCGGGCUUGGCUCGAUGUAGGAUUUCCAGACCCUGGUGUCGCACCGGCGUGAGCUACAUCGUGCGAUGAACUUGCAGUGCUGUUACCGUGGUCACCAGCGCAGAGCCUCCCCUGCUGUUUGCUGCUCUGGAGGUCCCUCCCUGGCUCUCUGCUGAGUCACUGCAGAGAUCCAGCUGCAGGAACCUAUGAAUGAAUGGGACCUGAAGCAUGGGGCGAGCAGUAAUGAAAUGCGAACGUGGAAGUGUGAAUUGUAGGAAGAGGGCGCUGAGAAAAGAUCAUCGAAGCUUAAUGCUUUUGUCAUCCUACCUUUCAAGGAGGAUGAGGGAGUGGUGGGUCCAGGUGGGGCUGCUGGCGGUGCCACUGCUGGCCGCGUACCUGCAUAUCCCGCCCCCUCAGCUUUCUCCUGCUCUUCACUCCUGGAAGUCUUCAGGCAAAUUUUUUACCUACAAGGGACUGCGCAUCUUCUACCAAGAUUCCGUGGGUGUGGUUGGAAGCCCGGAGAUCGUUGUGCUUUUACAUGGCUUCCCAACAUCCAGCUAUGACUGGUAUAAGAUUUGGGAAGGCCUGACCCUGAGGUUUCAUCGAGUAGUUGCCCUUGAUUUCUUAGGUUUUGGCUUCAGUGAUAAACCGAGACCACAUCACUAUUCCAUAUUUGAGCAGGCCAGCAUCGUGGAGGCACUUUUGCGGCAUCUGGGGCUCCAAAACCGCAGAAUCAACCUCCUGUCUCAUGAUUAUGGAGAUAUUGUUGCUCAGGAGCUGCUCUAUAGGUACAAGCAGAACCGUUCUGGUCGGCUUACCAUAAAGAGUCUCUGUUUGUCAAAUGGAGGUAUCUUUCCUGAGACUCACCGUCCUCUCCUUCUCCAAAAGCUACUCAAAGAUGGAGGUGUGCUGUCACCCAUCCUCACUCGGUUGAUGAACUUCUUUGUAUUCUCCCGAGGUCUCACCCCAGUCUUUGGGCCGUACACUCGACCCUCUGAGAGUGAGCUGUGGGACAUGUGGGCAGGGAUCCGCAACAAUGAUGGGAACUUAGUCAUCGACAGUCUCUUACAGUACAUCAAUCAAAGGAAGAAAUUCAGAAGACGCUGGGUGGGAGCUCUUGCCUCUGUAACUAUUCCCAUUCAUUUUAUCUAUGGGCCACUGGAUCCUGUAAAUCCUUAUCCAGAAUUUUUGGAGCUGUACAGGAAAACGCUGCCGCGGUCCACAGUGUCGAUUCUGGAUGACCACAUUAGCCACUAUCCACAGCUAGAGGAUCCCAUGGGCUUCUUGAAUGCAUAUAUGGGCUUCAUCAACUCCUUCUGAGCUGGAGAGUAGCUCCCCUGUGUUACCUCCCCUACUCCCUUAUCUGUUGUGUAUUCCACUUAGGGAGAAAUGCCCAAAGAGGUCCUGGCCAUCAAACACUAUUCUCUCACAAAAGUCCACUUUCCUCACAUUGGUGACCAGUAUAAAGGAAAAAGCAGCAGGAGCUCCAGUUCUAAGGGUUGACAUAAUAGCCCACCUCCCAUGUGAUACCUGAUCGAGUGUAUGGACUUGCGUCUGUCUUUGUGUUAUUAGGAAAUUCUAUGGCUCACCACUGCAGAGAGACAGAAGUUCUUUGCAUAAAAGAUUUUUUUAACACUUCUGUGGACUUUUCUGAAAUACUUAGAAGUGCUUAUUUCUGGCCAAGCCCCAACUGGAAUCCUACAGUAAAGAACGAGGAAGGAGGGCCUCCUAACCUCAUUUUGAAUGGCUUUAAGGGCACAUGCUUUUUUAAAGUUCUCUAAGUAACAUGGCUUCAAGUGAAAAUGAGUCUCCCUUAUAAUUUUGGAUUUAGUUUGAUCAGCUGCUUUUAAUUAUAGACAUCUUAUUAAAAUAGGUAUUGGUUUAAGUGAGGUAAUAUUCUAAGUAUGUUUAGAGGUUAAGACUGUGAUUUACCUACACGUUACAUAUAUUUUGUAGAUUAUUAAACCAGCAGACCCUUACUCUGUCAGAGUAGUGAACCUUACUAAAAAUGUUUAAUUUCUGAAUAAAAUCCAAACAACAGAAUUUCCUAAAAUCACUGGACAUUAAGGACCAAUUGCAUUCUGUGCCAGAGACUUCCUGUUAUUAGCUGGAAAGACCAGUUCUGACAGCAAAUAGCAGUCCGACUCCUCAUACCUCAGUGCAUAGAAGCAUGUCCCUCCUGAGCUAGAGCGGAGGGGAGGGGAUUGUGGUGCAGUCCUCAUCACCAUGCUGAAUGUACAUUGAUUCUUUUCACGACGAUUGCUUAACUUCCCAUUGGCUGUCCCAGAGAGACUGUCUCAUGUAGCUCAGCAGUUCCUGUACUUUAUAGACAGGAAGGUUCCAGAAAU
Tupaia belangeri chinensis (Chinese tree shrew) is the source of this 3133-nucleotide messenger RNA. It is a transcript of the gene MEST, whose product is annotated as mesoderm specific transcript. Lineage: Eukaryota; Metazoa; Chordata; Mammalia; Scandentia; Tupaiidae. Gene Ontology annotation, molecular function: monoacylglycerol lipase activity. Bases 1014 to 2105 code for a protein of 363 amino acids. Gene Ontology annotation, cellular component: membrane. Gene Ontology annotation, biological process: acylglycerol catabolic process. The record is from RefSeq and is a predicted model, not a curated record. The transcript has 13 exons.